Messenger RNA from Lodderomyces orthopsilosis Co 90-125, 1221 nucleotides. It is a transcript of the gene RAD52, whose product is annotated as recombinase. Gene Ontology annotation, cellular component: nucleus. Bases 1 to 1221 code for a protein of 406 amino acids. NCBI's taxonomy places the organism in Eukaryota, Fungi, Ascomycota, Pichiomycetes, Serinales, Debaryomycetaceae. Gene Ontology annotation, biological process: mitotic recombination; double-strand break repair via single-strand annealing; double-strand break repair via homologous recombination. The record is from RefSeq and is a predicted model, not a curated record. The transcript has a single exon.
AUGAGUUCACUCAAUGGUAACCACCAACCACGAAAGCCGACAAAACCACCCUUGCAACACGUACGGCAACGUCCACAAUCUCAACAGUCGGUGCAGUUCACCGAACAGGAGAAAUUGGAUAUUCAAACCAAGCUCAAUAAAGCCUUGGGACCGGAGUACGUGAGCUAUCGACCAGGUGGAGGAGGAAGCUCAGUCCAGUACAUAGAAGGAUGGAAGGCACUAAACUUAGCGAAUGAAGUGUUUGGAUUUAACGGGUGGAAUUCUGAAUUAGUUUCAUGUGAGAUUGAUUACUUAGACACGCAUGGAAAUACGGGCAGAUGCUCCUUAGGACUCUCCGUUGUAGUCAGAGUAACUCUCAAAGAUGGUACUUAUCACGAGGAUAUUGGGUAUGGGUAUAUCGAUAAUGCCAAGAGCAAGUCACAAGCGUUUGAAAAGUGUAAGAAGGAGGCAUACACGGAUGGAAUAAAGCGUUGUUUGAGAUGCUUUGGUAAUGUUUUGGGUAACUGCCUAUACGAUAAGACUAUAACCAAACAGAUGAGCAAGUUGCAAAAGAACAACAUCGAAUAUGAGCCAGACGAUUUUCAUCGCGAUCCUAUAUAUGCAGAGAGGGAACGUAAGAAGGAACUAAUGGAGAAACGGGCCCAAGAGGAGAAGGAGCUAGAAGCAAGACGCGAACAGGAGAGAUUAAGAGCGCCGGAUGAAGCAUUCAUUACUCCCAGACUGCCCUCCAAAAUAGUACAACAAGUGAAUAAAAGAAAAGACGCCGAUGAAAUUGACGAGUCUUUUAAUUUCAGUGACGAAGGUGCCGAUGAAGAGCACGAACUCGAUCACGUGGAAACUAAAUCAACCCAAGUCGAGCAUUUCGAAAACAAAUACCAGGAAGAAGAUCUGAACCAUUUUCCUGCAUUUGUCGCAGCAAAGAAUGCGGCACUUUUGCAGUUAAAACAGGACGGUAAAGCUGAAGAAAUACCUCAAUUCGACACCACUUUUGUCUCACCCAAUAUUGAACGUACAGUUGAUCCCACCAAAUCAGUACCUGUGAAAAGAGUCGAUUUGAAAGGCAAGACGCCACCUCUUGGGGUAAACCACCUUCAGAAUAGAGUGAAAAAGCCUAGUACCAAUCACUUGAAUAACAAUUUCGGUAAAAGGAUUGGUGUGCCGCCUAUGAGACCAGUCAAACGACUACACGGAGAGGAACUAUCUACAAUAGAAAAUAGAUAG